AUGUUUGUGAUUGCGGAACCUUUUUUAUGUGAUGAACAAAUGGAUGAAGUUAAAAAAAUGCUUGGUUUUGAUUAUGGGUUUUCAAAUGGUGCGUGGAAUGGGAAAUUGUGGAUGUUGUGGAUGAAUGAUGUUAAUGUAAGUAUGGUUAGUUGUGGAAGCCAACAAAUUUCUGUUCUUGUGGCUAAUGGUGGGAUGAAGUGUAAAAUUUCUUUUGUUUAUGCUAAAUGUUUAUGUGAGCAAUGGAGGGUGUUGUGGGAUGAGCUUGCAAGGGAGAGUAAUUCUAAUGAUCCUUGGUUGGUAACAGGGGAUUUUAAUAUUAUAGCGAAUGAUGGGGAGAGACGUGGUGGUAGGCCUCAACUUGUGGUGGCCAUGGAGGAGUUUAAUUCUUGGAUACAUAACUGUGGUUUAAUGGAAUUGAAAUUUUUGGGUAAGAGUUAUUCAUGGUGCAAUGGGCAUGCCGGAAAUUCAAGGAGUUGGGCUCGUUUGGAUCGUUCCUUGGUUGAUCAACAUUUUCUUGGUGCUUUUCCGGAUUCGGUUAUGAGAUAUUUACCUCGUACAACAUCGGAUCAUGCUCCUAUGGUCAUUUCGUUAGUGAAGAGUUUUGAAGGCUGUGGACCGGCGCCUUUUCAUUUUCAGCAAAUGUGGGUGGAUCAUGUUGAUUUUGCUCGAUGUGUUCGUGAGGCUUGGGACCAAAAUGAUGCUGGUGGUGCUCUCAUGAAAAUGGUGGCAAAAUUAAAAAGGGUGAGAGUUGCUCUAAAAGCAUGGAAUAAGAUAGUUUUUGGGUGGACGAGUGGACACAUUCAGGAGUUGAAGGCUCAUAUAGAGAGGCUGGAUGAACAGUUGCAAGUGAGAUAUGAAGAAGAUGUGGAGCUGGACCUGUUGGCUUCAAAGAUGGAACUGGACACCUGGACUAAUCGUGAAGAGAUCCGGUUGGCUCAGUGUACCAAAGUUAGAUGGUGGAAACAUGGCGAUAAAAAUUCCAGGUAUUUUCAUGCUCUUCUUAAUAAAAGGAAGCAAACUAGGAUUAUGGAGAUGAGUCUGUCUAAUGGUACUACGUUAAAAACACCGCAAGAUAUUCAUGAUGGUGCUGUGAAAUAUUUCAUGGAUUUUUUAGGUCAAUUUAAUCGUGUAGUACUUCCAGAUUUGGGGGAUUUAGUGUCUAAUGUGAUCUCAGAUGAGGACAAUUUGAGGCUUUGUUCUUUGCCUAUAGAAGAAGAGGUGAAACAAGCUGUUUUCAGUAUUCCUAUAGAGAGUAGUCAUGGCCCGGAUGGGUUUGGUUCAGGUUUCUAUCGUGCUUGUUGGGAUAUUGUGCAUGUGGAGGUGGUGGAGGUUGUAAGGGAUUUUUUUAAGGGAGUUCCUCUCCCUAGAUUUUAUAUGGCUUCUUUUGUUGUGCUUAUUCCAAAAAUGGCUCAGCCGACGGGAUUUGAUAAGUUCCGUCCUAUCAGUUUAUGUUCUGUUUUCUACAAAAUCUGCACUAAGGUUUUGCUGGCAAGGCUUGCCCCUUUAUUGCCUGUUAUGAUCUCCUCUUAA
Molecule: messenger RNA, 1530 nt
Organism: Carya illinoinensis
Lineage: Eukaryota; Viridiplantae; Streptophyta; Magnoliopsida; Fagales; Juglandaceae
Exons: 1
Coding region: 1-1530 (509 amino acids)
Molecular function (GO): catalytic activity
Source: RefSeq, a predicted model, not a curated record